Messenger RNA from Notodromas monacha, 2262 nucleotides. Lineage: Eukaryota; Metazoa; Arthropoda; Ostracoda; Podocopida; Cyprididae. The record is from the annotation of a GenBank genome assembly.
AUGCAUAAGGUGAUGGCAAGAUCACCUCAAAACAGGUCAAUGCAGAUCCAGUUCAGCUUAGGAGCAGAAGGACUGGGAAACCAUGGAUUUCCGCAAAUUGGGUGCAAAAAUACGAAGAGAACAGUGUCGUCAGCAGUGACAGCAAUAUUUUUGGUGUCGUGGGUGUCACUGACAACGUCAGUGUCAGCUUCUCCAGUGCGGAUCGUUUCACAUGCUUACAGAUCCAAUCCUGUCAGUGUUGCCAGCAGUCCCGUGUAUCCGAUUGUGCAGCAGUCAUUGCUGAGGUCCCCAGCCAACACCAACCGACCAACAGCUCUUCAGUCUACCCAGAGCUUUCAAUCAACGCUGCCAUCAUUCCCAGCAACCAACCCUGUGCCACAGCCCCCAACGAGUCCCGGAAAUAAUUUCCUCCUGAAAGACACCACGGCUGGUAAAACAACCGCCACUUUCACCCCCUGGGACGCCUUGAAAGCCAAUUCCUUCCAGUCUGCUCCACAUCAGUCCAUCAACGACUGGGUCCCCUUUUCCCCACUGCUGGCAACCCAGGUAAACUACAGUCUCCCUAAUCUCAAUCCUGGUGAAGGGUUCUCACCCCAUUCCAAGAGAUCAGCGACAUCUAACCGCAAACGCCCCAAGUCCCGCCAAAAACGGACAACCACGCCUGCGACAAAUCCUCCUCGGGUAACCAAUCGCAGCAAAAGAGCUUUCACGCCGACCCCGCCUUCGAAAUUUAGAAAACCGAUAGUGAAAGCCAGCAAAAAACCCAAGAUGGCCGCGGAAUUCUUCGAAAUAAUUUUGGCCUUCGUGGCCAAAAAUUUUGACGAUUUAGUCAGACAAGCAGCAGCGAAUCUUCAAACCCCAGCAAUAACCACGACUUCGCAGCCUUUGAUGAACGUCACGGUUUUGGGGGAACUGAAAAGGUUUCCUGCGAUUUUCGAGACCUGGCCCGAGGAUAAUGUUGAUGUGGAAAAGGCAGGAGUAGCCCUGAAGGCAUCUAAUGCUUUUCUCGACCAAAUCCUGGAGACUAUGAAAUCAGAGCAAUUCCCCACGUCUACCGACGCAUUGUUCAAGACAGGGAUCGUCAAGGAUUCGAAUACUACUUCGAAUUCGACGGAAAAACCCAAGGAACCCGGCACGAAACACGGAGUCUUCGUCACUUUCUCUCACACUAUACCCGGACUUCUUCCCAGGUCUAUCCAGCAGAAACCUACGAAACAAAAAAUUGAAAUCACUGCUUCAAAAAUGCCGACUACUUCUAUGCCUGACCCGGAGGUGGAGAAUUUUAAAUUGGCUUCGCCGGAGAAUUUCAACGAGUCUUUCGAGUCGUCGAUGAAAUUAGGGGCUAGGACUCAUGAUGAACUUUUGAAUGUUUUGGAAGACAGCUUUCCGAAAGUGGAGAAUAUCCCGAGGUCUGGUGAGGACCCUGUCGAAAUUCGCCAAAAACGGCAAACCCGUUCAGUUUCGGUAAAUAAUAAGUCGAAUAAUAAGUCUCCUAAUAAGACUGCGAAUGCGUCGAUUACUGCCUCAAGAAAACGAAGAACUCUCAGCACUGAUUCCGGAAAUCAUACUGCAAAAGUUUCAAAUCACAUCAGUUCAACCACUGAACCACAGCAGCCUGCUAAUUCGCAGGGAAAUCGAAAUCAAAAUCAUCCUCCGAACGCCGAUAAGUCUGCGGAAAGCCAAAAAAAGCAAAAGGCGAAAAAGGACAAGAAGUCCCACAGCAAAAUCAAGUCGAGCAAACGCAGCAGUUCCUGGGAAAAAACUCGGUCAGACGUGAAAGGCACACCCAUGGAAAAAACCUGGAAGCUUCUCAACUCGUUUCUGGAAAGAUUCUCUCAGGUUCUCUCAAAGGUCUUCAUCCCUCUGAUCACGAAUGUGACCACAGUGGCGCCAUCACAGAGCACCAUGAACCCUUACGAGGUCUCGAGUGCACAACCGGUCCCGCCAAUCACGCCCCAGAUGAAACCCUCGGAUAGUCUCCUACUGGUUCCAGUUACCCAGGGCCAGGGGUUGCCCAUGGAGGACCCGUCCUUGCUGCACUUUCCCCAACAGAGUCUCGGCAACCAUCAAUACGUUCCUCAGACACUGCCGAAAAUGCCUGAGGCGCCGCAACCUCAGACCAGACUCGUGGAUAAUCCUCAGCAAAUCCCCGGGAACAAUGUUAUUUGGAUUGACAAUCAGCGCAGGACGAGACGGAAACGAAUGGCGAAAGGAGGAGAUUCCUUUGCUUUGUCCAGUCUUUCGAACCCGACGAACCCAUGA